CUUCAUCUAGCACAUGCAGCAUCCAUCAUAUCGCAAUCCACUUCCUAUCCACUCAACGCUCAUUCGAAUAUCCGAGGUCCUAAAACCAACCUAACAAUUUCUAAUAAAGUCAUAUCUCCAGACGGUUUCGCGCGCUCUGCAACGCUUGCUGGAGGAACAUUUCCAGGUCCAAUUAUCGCAGCCAAGAAGGGAGAGAAAUUCGAGAUAAAUGUCGUGAACAGACUCACUGACGAUGGAAUGCUCAAAAGCACCAGUGUGCACUGGCAUGGACUCAAUCAGAACGGGACUAACUAUGUAGAUGGAGUCUCGUUCGUCACUCAAUGUCCCAUUGCGCAAAAUCACUCCUUUCUGCACUCCUUCGAUGCUGGGGAACAGACGGGAACCUACUGGUAUCAUAGCCACUACUCGACACAAUAUUGCGAUGGCCUUCGUGGGGCUUUGAUUAUCUAUGAUCCUGAAGAUCCUCUAUCCUAUUUAUACGACGUUGACGAUGAGACCACCGUAAUCACACUCGCUGACUGGUACCAUGUGGUUGCCCCUGUCCUGAGCCAUCUAAACAUUGGUGGCAUCACUGGCAAUUCAACACUCAUCAACGGUCUUGGCCGAUACCAAGGGGGACCCAAGAGCAAACUUGCGGUGGUCAAAGUGAAGCACGGGAAGCGAUACCGCCUACGCCUAGUAGCAAUGUCCUGCCAUUCCAACUUUAUAUUCUCCAUCGAUAACCACAACCUGACGGUCAUUGAAGCGGACGGUGAGCUGACAGAGCCCCUCCUCGUGGACUCGCUCCAGAUACUUGCUGGUCAGCGAUACUCUGUUGUGCUCCAUGCGAAUCAAUCAGUCGACAACUACUGGAUACGCGCAUUCCCAAACACUCCAGACUCAAGCUUCGUCGAUGGCCAGAGCUCUGCUAUCUUGCGAUACAAUGGUGCACCCGUUGCAGAGCCAACUACAAACCAGACAACAAGUACUAUGUCGUUAGUUGAGACCAACUUGCAUGCGCUCAUCAAUCCCGGUGCACCCGGGAUUCCAGAGUACGGAAAGGCAGAUAUCAACUUGAAAAUGGUGAUCAGCAACACAGAUGGACUAUAUUCGAUCAACAAUGUAACAUUCACGUCCCCCACGGUGCCCGUACUGCUCCAGAUCCUCAGCGGCGCACAAGAUGCAACCAAACUCCUUCCGAAUGGAAGCGUUUAUGUUCUAGAAGCUAACAAGGUCGUUGAACUGACGAUGUUGACUGCUUUCUAUGGUGCUCCUCAUCCGAUUCAUCUUCACGGUCAUAACUUUGAUGUCGUGCAGAGCGCCGGAAGCAGCUCUUUCAACUAUGUCAAUCCCGUCCGCAGGGACGUAGUAUCCGGAGGGGUUCUUGACAACCAACAGAUGGUGAUUAGAUUUGUCACAGAUAACUCCGGUCCAUGGUUCCUCCACUGUCACAUUGACUGGCAUCUUGAAGCUGGUUUCGCUGUAGUUAUGGCCGAGAGUCCCUCGGAGACUCGGAAGCAUCUGGGUCACAUACCUACCGCAUGGCACGACCUUUGCCCGAUAUUCGACUCGUUAACCCCAACCCAGAUUGGAGCGGAGAAUUCGUAUAAGGAAGCACAGAAUAUCACCACAUCACUAUUUCCUCUCACAUAGUGUUCACUGUUGUAUAAAUCGAAGAGAUAGCGCUACCGGGACUCUUAUAACGGAGGCCGUUUUGUACUACAAACACUAUAGCACCUGUGAUAACGUAGCCUAUCAUCGAUCAUCUCACCCACCACCUUUCUGUGUAAUCCAUACGAGUUGUCCAGACUACGU
Molecule: messenger RNA, 1794 nt
Organism: Suillus paluster
Lineage: Eukaryota; Fungi; Basidiomycota; Agaricomycetes; Boletales; Suillaceae
Product: laccase
Exons: 12
Molecular function (GO): oxidoreductase activity; copper ion binding
Source: RefSeq, a predicted model, not a curated record